ACUCUUUCUAGCCCUCUCGAACACUUAAUAGUUUGUCUUGUGAUUUUUGCCGAUUUCUCGUGAUUUUUUCCCUUUUAUUCUAAACAACAAAUCUUUGUCGACUCGAUUUAUAUUAUAAAACGGUUAUAAAACUGCGCAAAAAAUGUUGCUCCAUUUGAAUGAGCUCGUGCUGGAUUAUAUCGGAAAGCAGCUCAAUGCGAAGGACCUUCUCCGGCUCUCCAUGGCUAAUAAAGCUCUGCGGGGGUUUUUCGAUAAUGAGUGUUACUGGCAGAAAUUGAUGUUUAAGCGGUGGUGGGUGGAUCGGAAAUUUUUCCGCUACCAAGACGACUACCUCUUCAUCCUGAACAAUUUACCCGACCGUCUCCAGGAAACCACAAACUUUGACAGGAAAAACGUGCGAUUCGUUUCAUAUUCCCACGAUGGAGCUGUGAUGGCAGUCUUUGCCAAUGGGUGUACUCUUUGGGUUUAUCGAGAAGAUCAGGACAUGCUAAACUGCGAACUUCACGAGGAACGCGGCUGGGACAAAAUCCUGUCCGUCGAGUUCUCGCCAGACGAUUCUCACCUACUCGUAACAGGCUCUAGAGAUCAGUUUAGAGCCUUGACGAGAGACCACGAGGUUCUAGUCUUUAAAAUUGGAGAAGAUUCUGCUUCCCUAAGAUCUUUCAUUGAUAUCGAUCGGAACAUGUUGGCUACUUGGUUUGACAACUCUCAUUUUCUCUACAUGCAAAGUGGCGGAGAAAGAGACCGAAUGCGGAUCUUCAUGAGUUCUGUGAACUUUUCCGAUGAGAUCAUCGUCUACCCAAUCCUGAGUUUCGACACGAAAAUUGUAAAAAUCCUUGUCGCUCAGCACGUCUCUCCUCGGACUCGGAGAAUCACACAGAUUGCUGACCAGGCACAGGAGGAGGGGAAGACUCUCACCCAAAAAUUAAUCGACAUCGGUCUAGAAUCAGGAGUUGACGUCACAAAUAUGAGUGAGCUAAGAGCAAUUUUAGACCAAGAAACCCAAUGUAUGCCGUGCUACCGACUGCAUUCUCAUCACGACGCAAUUCCAACGUCCAGGUGUACUUGUGAGUGCCAUCACAAUACCGAUAAGCUGCUCAUUUUUCAUGGAAGUGAUGAGAGGGUGCACGUCAAGGUGAUCACGGAGACGUUGUUGGAGAAGGCGAGGGAGGCGAAUCGGAGACGAGGAGACCCCGAAGGAUCCCCGGACCGUAAUCGCCUCUACUUUCCUCUCAACCACUGCACAGUCUUCGACACCGUGGACCACGUGUUCAGAACCGGCGCAUCGCUUGUGGACAGCUCCAUGUGCUUGACACCCGACAACAAGUACCUCUACGUCACUGGGACAACAAAGCGUUCGGUUGAUGGGGAGAUUGUAUUCGAAGUGAAGCCGAUCUGCCUGGAUUUGGAUACGAUGGUGCUGAAGAAUCAGCCGGAUUUCACAAAUAUUCCCUGGGUUGAUUGUGACUAUGAAGUCAGAGUUACUGCGAAUAAUGAUUUUGUGGCAAUAUUCUCCGGUCAUGACGUCGCCAUCUGGUCUUCCUACCACCGCGGCCACAUAGCCGCUGCCUUACACUUCGACGGCCCCGUCUCCUGCGUCGCACUCCAUCCCUACCAAAAUUCCAUGUGCGUCACAAAUGAGAAGCUCGUCCACUUCUACCAUAGUCCCGUCAUGGCUCAAGAAGAGGAAUAGCACUGACGAAAAAAACAUGCUUCGAACAUUCCAGAAAAAAAGUUCUGAAUAGUUACAAUUGAAGAACUUGAUUUACGUAUUUUUUUUGAACAAAAACACAUACUAAAUUAUCUGUAAUUACUGUUAUUUAUGUAAAUUUUGUAAAAAACAUUUUUUUAAUUAGCUUUCAUUUUUUUGUUGUAUCUCUAUUUUCUUUCCUAAAAACCUUUUUUUUAUAAAAAUUUUAUUAUUUA
Molecule: messenger RNA, 1926 nt
Organism: Caenorhabditis elegans
Lineage: Eukaryota; Metazoa; Nematoda; Chromadorea; Rhabditida; Rhabditidae
Gene: K06A9.2
Product: F-box domain-containing protein
Exons: 10
Coding region: 143-1693 (516 amino acids)
Source: RefSeq, marked reviewed